Molecule: messenger RNA, 1319 nt
Organism: Nerophis lumbriciformis (worm pipefish)
Lineage: Eukaryota; Metazoa; Chordata; Actinopteri; Syngnathiformes; Syngnathidae
Gene: coa7
Product: cytochrome c oxidase assembly factor 7
Cellular component (GO): mitochondrial intermembrane space
Molecular function (GO): protein binding
Source: RefSeq, a predicted model, not a curated record
UUGUAUUUUGAGGAAAUACACGGUACAUUUGUGUGUUGACGUCGCUACUUUUGCUACAGGUGUGGCAUUACCACAUAUGGUGUCUACAUUUAAGGGGUAACAUUAUCGUACAUUUCUAGGGUAACUAGUCAUUCAGAGGGUGACAUUUUGGCGCAAAUACAAUAAUUAUCGUACGUCUGGCAACGCUGCUACGGGAACUAGCGAGGGACUGUUACAGAACCAGGAAGCUUUUACUAAACCCCACGCGCAUUGUUAACUGUCAAAAAACAAUGAUUUAAUAUUUAUUGUAUAUAUUUAUAAUCAGUUAAAACGAUAUAAUCUUCGUGCGGGUAUUUUUAAAGUUGUGCUCUUGAAACAUAAAAUUGUUUAUGGAUCAGCAAGGUCACAGCGAGCUGAGGUAGAUAACAGAUUAUUAUUCAUUCUACACAAAACUAAAGACAAAUAAUGGCGGGACUCAUCAACUUUGAGGACGAGGAAGAAGUGAAGCAGUUCCUGGAUAAUUUAGGAGUGGAGUACAGCUUCCAGUGCUACAAGGACAACGACCCUGAAGGAUGCCAGAGGCUAGCAGACUACUUGGAAGGAGUGAAGAAGAACUUUGAGUCUGCUGCACAAGUACUGAAACAAAACUGUGACAAGAAUGCUCACGCAGAGAGCUGCUACAAGCUGGGGGCUUAUCAUGUGACAGGCAAAGGUGGCGUGACGAAGUGUCUACAAACAGCGUACUCCUGCUUCCUGCGCUCCUGCAACGGCGGAGGAAAGAAGUCCGUAGACGGCUGUCACAACGUGGGCCUGCUCGCACACGACGGUCGCGCUACGGAGGGAGGACCCGACCUCGGCGUGGCUCGCCAGUACUACGAGAAGGCGUGCGCCGCCGGCUUCGCUCCCUCCUGCUUCAACCUGAGCGCCAUGUACAUCGAUGGCAAUUCCAAAGGGGUGGCGCCGGAUAUGACGCUGGCGCUGAAGUACGCCGACCGCGCCUGUGAGCUGGGACACGUGUGGGGCUGCGCCAACGCCAGCCGCAUGUACAAACUCGGGGACGGCACGGAGAAGGACGAGAAGAAAGCGGAGGCGUUGAAGAAUCGGGCGAGGGAGCUGCACGGCUUGCAGAAGGAGAGGCAGCUCAAAUUUGGGGAGUGACAUUGUGACCUUUGAAAUGUUCAAAUUCAGUCUCCUUGUUUAUCUUACUUUACAAAGCUCAAACAGCUUGAGCUCCCUUAAAAUAGUUCAAAUAAAAUAAAGUUGUGCAGUAGUUUGACCAUCAGGGGGCGCUAAAACACAAAGGAAGUGUUGAUAUUCUUUUUCUGGCUAAUUGGCUAUAC